Molecule: messenger RNA, 1179 nt
Organism: Eimeria acervulina
Lineage: Eukaryota; Apicomplexa; Conoidasida; Eucoccidiorida; Eimeriidae
Exons: 2
Coding region: 1-1179 (392 amino acids)
Source: RefSeq, a predicted model, not a curated record
AUGAAGCCUCCUUCCUUCGCUUUUACUAGCCCUCCUAGAGGAUUCUUUCUGCGUCGGCGCCGCACGAAAGAUCGGGAGCUGCGAGGGAACAGCAAACAGCAGCAACCAAGCGCAGCAGCAACAGCAGCAGCACCAGUAGCAGCAGCAGCAAUACCAGCAGCAGCAACAGCAAGAGCAGUCGGACGGGUUGAACAAAGAGCAGUCAUUGGGGUACCCGUCACUUCUCUACACGGUUGCUUCCCCCAGCCUUGCGCGCCGAGCAGCAGCAGCAGCAGCAACAGAAGCAGCAGCAACAGAAGCAGCAGCAACAGCAGCAUCAUCAGCAGAGUUCCAGGAAGCCACCUUCUCGAGAGAGAAACAACUGCAGGGUCUGUGACUUCAGGAGACGGCGGGAGCUUCCUUGCUGCAGCAGAAUCAGCAGCAGCAGCAGCAGCAGCAACGAAAACAGCAGCAGCACAGACUGCAGCAGCAGUAGAUGCUGCAGUAACAGCACUUGGAGCUCUUUUAAAAGAGCAGCUUCAGCGGGGUUUCGUUGCAGCAAAGCGGGUGUUAUUCCCCUCGCAGUUGCAUGGGUGUAUGCUGCUGCUGCUGCUGCUGCAGUUGCUAGGGCUUGCAUUUCUGCUGCAGCAGCGACACGAGCUGCAGCAACAGCGGGAAGAGCUUCAGCAGCAGCGGGAGGCGUUGCAGCAGCACGCGGUGUACGGGCACCUGCUCCUACAGCAGCAGCAGCAACAGGAGCAGCAGCUGCUGCUGCAGCAGCUGCAGCAGCUGCAGCAGGAGCAGCAGCUGCAGCUGCUGCAGGAGCAGCAGGAGCAGGAACAGCAGCAGGAGCAGGAGCAGCAACAGCAGAAGGAGCAGCAACAGCAGAAGGAGCAGCAACAGCAGAAGGAGCAGCAACAGCAGAAGGAGCAGCAACAACAGCAGAAGGAGCAGCAGCAGCAGCAGCAGCAGCAGCAGGUUGUAGAAGGGGGCAGCUGCAGCUGCAGGCCUUGUGCGCGAGUGCAUUCGUCUGGAGAUUUAAUAGACAUCGCUGAUCGAUAUAAAUACAGCGAAGAGGUGGUUGAAUUAACUGUCUCUCACCUUCUGAGGUGUAUCGGCAGCUCUGCUGCUGCAGUAAAUAGAGCUUCUUUAAAAGAUAAAGCGGAGGCUAAACUCAAUGACAUAGGUGCAGAAGAAUAA